This is a messenger RNA of Bombyx mandarina (wild silkworm), 1736 nucleotides long. RefSeq lists its product as uncharacterized. The record is from RefSeq and is a predicted model, not a curated record. NCBI's taxonomy places the organism in Eukaryota, Metazoa, Arthropoda, Insecta, Lepidoptera, Bombycidae.
UUCAAAUUUAUCUUAAUGUGAAUGUAGAUUCGUGACUCCGUAUGGUGACGGAAUAAGCAUACAAUGUGUCCCCACCCCUAUACUAUCCCUGGGAGUCGUAAGAACCGACUAUAGGAAUAUGCACAAGACGUCAGUGCAAGAGAUGGAAAACUCAAAAUUAAGCCCCGAACCAACCAGUCUAGCCAGCGUGGUACAGUAGGCUAAAUACCUUUAUGAAUAGUAACAGAGAUACCAGGCCCUUAGUACCCGGCGACCCCGCUAUUCCCGACUACAGUAGCGGUUACGGUAACGGCGGGGCAGGGGGUGCUAAGAAUACCAGGCAGAGACACGGCUACCAUCCCCAAAAACGACGACCACUGGCCCUGGUAACACACAACGUGCACACUCUGAGGCUGGACGAGAAGCUCGUCGAGCUGGAAGAAGAGAUGGACAAGCUGCGUUGGGACAUUGUUCGUUUAUCAGAAAUCCGAAGACAGGGAGAGGAUACGAUAACCUUGCAGUCCAGCCACUUGUUCUUUUACCGAGUGGGAGAGCAGAAGUCAUACAGGUUUACGCUCCCACAGACACACGCAGACGAUGAGGGGGAAGGUUUGUAUGAGGACGUCAGUAGGGUCCUACAUAGCUCCAAAAUACAUUUUACUGUUGUUAUUGGAGACUUUAAUGCGACGCUGGGCUGUACAAGCAAUGAUUAGUUGAAAGUGAAGCAAUUCGGAUAUGGGCAGCGGAACUCCAGAGGAUAGAGGUUGGCAGACUAUCUGGAGAAAGAAGGACUCUAUAUGAUGAAUUCUUUCUUUCAGAAGCCGCCUCACAGGAAAUUGACCUGGAUGAGUCCCGACGGUGUAACCAAAAUGAGAUUGAUUUUAUCAUGAGCACCACUAGACAGAUAUAUUAUAUUCAAUGAUUUCUCUGCGACCACCGAAUUUUAAGGGGCAUAUUGAGUAUCAAUGUCAGAUUGGAAAGAUCGCGUCUGAUGAAGUCCACGCUCCGGCCGCCGAAUGCACAUAUUCAAAACCCCGAAAACUUUCAACUUGAAUUGUCGAAUCGCUUUGAAGGACUAGACAGCAAAGCAUCAGUGGAUGAUAUCAACAGCAGGCUGGUGGAAACUGUCCAUGCGGUAGGGUCCAAGUAUUUUAAAGCCCACCGCAAAAAUAGAUCUCAAAAACUAUCAGACUACACCUCGAACCUCAUGGCUAGUCGACGUUCUAUGACACUCCAAACUUCUGAGGACGCUGAGUCACAUAGGCAUAGAAAGGGAAACCUGAAGACAAAAGUGUACAACCAAUGUGUGUUACUAGUGAUGACUUAAGGUUCCGAGACGUGGUGCUUCACAAGGGAUCUUUUUAGGAAGCUCAGCUUCGCGCAGCGAGCCAUGGAGAGGGCUGUGCUUGGUAUUUCUUUACGAGAUCGAAUCAGAAAUAAGGAAACCCGUAGUAGAACCAAAGUUGCUGGCAUAGCCCGUAGGAUUAGCAAGCUGAAGUGGCAGCGGGCAGGCCACAGACCGAAGCGCGAAGAUCCUCGUGUGGAGACCACAUAUUGGCAAGCGCAGUGUGGGACGGCCACCUACCAGAUGGACCGACGAGACGGUAAGAACCGCUGAGUCACAUUGGAUGCAGGUGGCAACGGACCGGCCGCACUGGACAUCAGUUGGAGAGGCUCAUGUUCAGCAGUGGACAGUGGCAGACUGAGAUGAUGAUUUUAGAUUCAUAAUGUUUAAUUAGAGCUCGAAGCAGGUGGGC